GCACUUCCUGGUAUUUUGGGAGGCAAUUGCGCCUGUGUCAUUUCUUGCAAACAGGCGUUCAUAGAGCAAAAACGAAUACUGAUAUCAGUGAUAUUUCCGUUAAAUUGAUUAAGGGAAUCGUUCAUUUUUUAUUUAAGAUAAAGUAACUUACUGCAGUGUCAAAUGGGUUUACUCACCAUUUUAAAGAAAAUGAAGCACAAAGAACGAGAGAUGCGACUUUUGAUGCUAGGUCUUGACAAUGCAGGAAAAACAACCAUAUUAAAAAAAUUCAACGGGGAAGAUGUCAGCACUAUUUCCCCUACCCUUGGAUUUAAUAUAAAAACUCUUGAACACAGAGGGUUUAAACUCAACAUAUGGGACGUUGGUGGUCAGAAAUCCCUGCGCUCCUAUUGGAGAAACUAUUUUGAGAGCACAGAUGGGCUGGUGUGGGUCGUCGACAGCGCAGACAAACUGCGACUUGCGGACUGCAGACAGGAGCUCAGUGCACUCCUCCUGGAAGAGCGUUUGGCUGGGGCGACUCUGCUGGUGUUUGCCAACAAACAGGAUCUGCCUGGGGCGCUGUCCAAAGAUGAAAUACGAGAGGCUUUGGCUUUGGAGAAUAUUAAGACGCAUCACUGGUGCAUCAUUGGAUGCAGUGCUGUGACUGGUGAGAACCUGCUGAAUGGUGUAGAUUGGCUACUCAAUGACAUCGCAGCAAGAAUAUUUACUGCGGACUAAUUCAGUUGUACAGUUGACACCGACGUGAACUGAAAUGGAUAAAUGCUUGCAGCGUCUGCUGUGAAAUUCCAUGGAGAUGAAUGCCCUACAUCUUCAGCAGAUAUCCAGUGAUCUUUACUCAGUAAAACACACUGAGAUGUAAUUGGUGGGUUUACACUAAAGCAUGAUGUUCCUGAAAUAUACAAGUUUUGUAAUGACUGAUAUUCAAAGUUCCAGCUAGUACCAGAGACAGGAGAAUAUUUUUGGAUAUUUCACUUUACUGGUCAAAGGUAAAAGAGUCAAUGAUUAUUCUAGAACUGUGAUGACUGGGAUGAAAUCAACUCGCUUUCAUGCCGAAUCAUUUGGUCAAAGGCAUACAAAAGCUUUGUGUUACAUUAUUGUGUGGAUUUUAUGACACUUGUUGCAUGUAACAAGUCUUGAUUCCAACUGUAGAGACAUAAAUGUAUGUGCUGCUUUACAGCUGUGUAAAUUGUUAGCUCCAUAGUGAUUCGUUUAUUUAGGGAAUGAUUCAAUGCAUCGGAAAUCUUUAAUUUCUAUCACAAUGAGUUUCAUAACAUAAAUUCAAACCUUUUCACUAAAAAUAAUUUGCAAAUAUUGCCAUGGGAACUUGCACAUAUUAAUGGAAUAUAAAGACAAGAGGAUCACAGAACUUAAUUACUAAAACUGUCAAAAGCCCAACUACUGAACUGUACAGGAAAAAAGAAAUACCUCAAAGUAAGUGAUGCCUGGGGUGGAUUUGCCAAUUUGUGUCAUUAGCGCUGGUACUGAUAACUUUGAAUGUUGAUAAAAGUGAUAUCUGCCAAGACUAACACAUUGGUCAGUACCAAUACAUUAACCAAUAUGUC
Paramormyrops kingsleyae is the source of this 1562-nucleotide messenger RNA. It is a transcript of the gene arl2, whose product is annotated as ADP-ribosylation factor-like 2. NCBI's taxonomy places the organism in Eukaryota, Metazoa, Chordata, Actinopteri, Osteoglossiformes, Mormyridae. Gene Ontology annotation, molecular function: GTP binding; GTPase activity. The record is from RefSeq and is a predicted model, not a curated record.